CAGGAAAGGUUGUUGUGAUACUGGAGACGGAAACAGAAAGAGAGAUUGGUUUAUGGUUCAAAUGGUAAGUGAUCAAGAUAGUGGUGGAAUCAAUCUUGACCUCUCAAAAUUCAGCUUGCGACGGGGCAUGGAUGAUAUGGAAGUGGAGGAGGAAGAAGAGGUACCGAAGCAUCUCAAUACCAUAAAUAGUUCUGGUGGGUUUCUCGUAGUUUCGACGGAUAAGCUAUCUGUUCAGUAUACAAGUGUUAAUUUGCACGGCCACGAUGUGGGAGUUGUACAGGCGAAUUGUCCGGCACCAGUGAAGAGGCUGGUGUACUAUUUCGAGAUAUUCGUGAAGAAUGCUGGAGCGAAAGGCCAGAUUGCUAUUGGGUUUACAAAUGAACAUUUUAAGAUGCGAAGACAACCCGGUUGGGAAGCCAACAGUUAUGGGUACCAUGGGGAUGAUGGACUGCUUUACCGAGGGCAAGGAAAGGGAGAAACCUUUGGCCCAACUUUUACAUCUGGUGAUACAAUUGGUGGCGGGAUAAACUAUGCUUCACAAGAGUUCUUUUUCACUAAAAAUGGAAAACUAGUUGGAACGGUCUACAAGGACGUUAAGGGUCCGUUGUUUCCUACAAUUGCUGUCCACAGCCAAAAUGAAGAGGUGAAUGUCAACUUUGGGCAGCAAUCAUUUGUUUUUGAUGUUGAGGCUUUUGUACUGGAGGAAAGAAUGAGGCAGCAGAUGACGAUUGAGAAAAUAUCACUGCCUCGUAAUAUUAGUCACUGGAUCAUUCGUUCCUACUUUCUACACUAUGGGUAUCAAGAUACACUCAAUUCCUUUGAUUUGGCUAGUAGAAGUACACUCCCUCCUAUUCCUGUAGUUCAAGAAAAUGGCAUUAAUGAGCGAGGCAAUACAUAUGCACUAAGGCACAGAAAGAUUCUUCGUCAGCUUAUCAGGAGUGGAGAGCUUGAUUCUGUGUUUGGUAAACUUCGAGAUUGGUAUCCUCAGAUUGUACAGAAUGAAUCAUCCACUAUUUGCUUUCUACUUCAUUGUCAGAAAUUUAUUGAACUUGUUCGGGUUGGGAACCUUGAGGAUGCUGUGACAUAUGCUAGGGCUGAACUGGCAAGAUUUUUUGGGAUUACAUCACUAGCAAGUCUACUUCAGGACUGCAUUGCUUUGUUGGCAUAUGAAGAACCCAUGAAAUCGCCUGUUGGGCAUCUCCUUCAUAUGUCCCAGAGAGAAGUUGUAGCAGAUGCGGUCAAUGCUAUGGUAUUGUCCACAAAUCCCAACAUGAAAGAUUCACAGAGCUAUUUACAAUCAUACCUUGAGAGGUUGCUGAGGCAGCUGGCUACUUCUUGUUUGGAGAGAAGGUCGUUGCAUGGGGAUCAAGGAGAGACAUUCCAGCUGAACAGAGUUCUGCAGAGCAGGAAUGGGGGAAAACGGUAACCGAUAUUUGCACUUUGCCCCUGAAGCUCCCUUGUUCCAAUUGCUAACUCUUGUCUUCAGAUGGCAUUACUUGUAUUGGUCAAAUUGCUUCAGCUUUGGGCGUACUGGCGUGGAGACACCUGGUAUUUAAGUAGCUUACAUUUCACACAAUAAUAAUAACUGAUUUAGGCAAAAAAAGGGGAGCUG
Messenger RNA from Telopea speciosissima, 1612 nucleotides. Its product is annotated as ran-binding protein M homolog. Gene Ontology annotation, molecular function: protein binding. Lineage: Eukaryota; Viridiplantae; Streptophyta; Magnoliopsida; Proteales; Proteaceae. Bases 53 to 1426 code for a protein of 457 amino acids. Gene Ontology annotation, biological process: cell surface receptor signaling pathway; cytoskeleton organization. Gene Ontology annotation, cellular component: cytoplasm. The record is from RefSeq and is a predicted model, not a curated record. The transcript is spliced from 12 exons.